Messenger RNA from Thunnus maccoyii (southern bluefin tuna), 5505 nucleotides. RefSeq names its product leucine rich repeat and Ig domain containing 3a (gene lingo3a). The transcript is spliced from 3 exons. Lineage: Eukaryota; Metazoa; Chordata; Actinopteri; Scombriformes; Scombridae. The record is from RefSeq and is a predicted model, not a curated record. Gene Ontology annotation, cellular component: extracellular matrix. Gene Ontology annotation, molecular function: protein binding. The coding region runs from base 692 to 2524 and encodes 610 amino acids.
CAGCGCAGAUGAGCCCCAAUGAGCAGCAGCCGGGUCCUCUUUCAAACACACACACUAUGCUUCAUAUCCCACACACACAAAUGCCAGGACACUCAUACACAUGCAAUCCAGUAACGAGAGCACCAAUAGUCCGAGCUGCCUGCCGCUGCCGGUGGCAGCCCUCACCGCUUCACCGAGACACAAAGCUGGGAGCCCGACGGGAGAGGAGCUCCUGCUGCCUGUGUAGCACGAACGGAGAGGAGAGGGGAGAACUGAGGACUUCAUUUUGGAGGCGGUAGAUAAUUCAGCAGCAGUGCUGGGAAGACGGAGGCAGAGGGGAGGGAAGGUGAGUGAAUGCAGUCCAGUCCAGCUGCUGUUGCUGCCGCUGCUGCUGGAGGAGGAAGAGGAGGAGGAGGAGGAGGAGGAGGAGGAGGAAGCUCAGCGUCUGGAGAGGCUGAAGAACCAACAUUAUCCUGCACUGACCCAGUCAGAGCGGACGACCAGCUGUGAUCAGAGCACCUCCAGGCUUGCAGAUGUGGAAGGAGCGCCGCUCAAGUUCUAGUCCUGGAUUUGCAUGUGUGCUUGGUUCUGGAUGAAGAGAGGCAUGGAACGGGAGAAUAGGAGCCUGGAUUUCCAGGAUCCUGAUUCCAAGUGUCUGGCCCAGUGAUCCGACCCCAGAAAGGAGAAGGAGAAAGUAGAAGAAAGGAGGGCCAUGGGUGUGAGCCUGGGCCAGGAUGUGGGCUGGCUCCUGCCUUUCUUGUUCUUGCUAGUGAUGAUCAUGGUGUCACCCACUCAGAGCCAAGGAUGUCCCCAGCGCUGCGAGUGCAUUUCAAAGCUCAAGACUGUGUCCUGUCAUGGUAAACGCCUCUCCACACUGCCAGAUGGCAUCCCACCGGACACCAAGAUCCUGGACCUAAGUGGGAAUAAACUUCGCUGGGUAGAGCAUGGUGACCUGCAUCCAUAUCCACGUCUUGAAAAGCUGGACCUGAGUGAGAACAUGAUCAGUGUCCUGGAACCGAACGCUUUUUCUGGUCUCCAGAAUCUGCAGUCACUUUCACUGAGGGGUAACCAACUGAAGCUGGUCCCCAUGGGGGCUUUCUCACGUCUCUCCAACCUAACUUCAUUGGACCUUAGUGGGAAUAAGAUUGUAAUUCUUCUGGACUUUACUUUCCAAGAUCUGAAAAGUCUAAGGAACCUGGAAGUUGGAGACAAUGAUCUGGUUUAUAUCUCUAACAAGGCCUUUUUGGGUCUCGUGGGGCUGAGGGAGCUGACCAUUGAGAGGUGCAACCUGACCUCUGUGUCCAGCCAGUCUUUGUCUUACCUGCAUAACCUGGUGACUCUACAGCUCCGCUACCUCAGUAUCUCCGCCCUAGAGGACCAGAACUUCCGUAAGCUGGGAAACCUGAGGGGCCUAGAGAUCGAUCACUGGCCCUUUUUGGAGUACAUUUCCCCUCACAGCCUGCAGGGACUUAACUUGUCUUGGCUGUCAAUUACGCACACCAACAUCACCUCUGUACCCACCUCGGCCCUACGAAGUCUGGCUCACCUCACGAGUCUCAACCUCUCCUACAACCCUAUUUCUAUCUUGGAGUCCUGGGCGCUGAGGGACCUUGUUAGGCUGAAGGAGCUGCAUCUGGUCAACACCAACCUGGUGAUGGUGCAGCCAUAUGCACUGGGCGGUCUAAGGCAAAUCCGCCUCCUUAACCUCUCCACUAACAGCCUGGUGACCUUGGAGGAGGGAGCUUUUCAGUCUGUCAACACUCUGGAGACGCUGCGUUUGGAUGGAAACCCUCUGGCCUGUGAUUGCCGCUUGCUCUGGAUCCUCCAGCGCAGGAAGACACUAAAUUUUGACGGUGCUGCCCCAAUGUGCAUGACGCCUGUCGAGGUGCAGGGGCGGGCUCUUAACGCUUUCUCUGACUCAGCUCUCUUUGACCACUUUACUUGCCAGAAGCCCAAAAUCCGCAACAGGAAACUGCAGCAAAUAUCUGCCCGUGAGGGGCAGGUAGUGUCAUUUAUUUGCAAAGCAGAGGGUGAGCCAACACCAGUGAUAUUCUGGAUCUCUCCUCAGCGCCGCCGCAUCACCACAAAGAGCAGUGGACGUCUUACUGUGUUACCAGAAGGCACACUAGAAAUACGGUACGCCCAGGUAACAGAUAGUGGAACUUACAUCUGUAUUGCCAGCAAUGCUGGUGGAAAUGACACCUAUUUUGCCACACUUACAGUAAGUGGGCUGCCACUAGACGCAGCCCUUAUGGCCAACCGUACCUACUACGCUGGGGACCUUAAUGACACAAAUCUGAAUGAUACCAGAGUCUUUUUGAAGUUCACUCUGGACCUCAAGACCAUCCUCAUAUCCACAGCAAUGGGCUGUAUCAUGUUCCUGGGGGUCGUUCUCUUCUGUUUCAUUCUGCUGUUUGUGUGGAGUCGUGGGAGAGGACAGCACAAAAACAAUUUCUCAGUGGAAUAUUCUUUCAGAAAGGUGGAUGGACCCGCUGCCAGUGGAGGACAGGGUGGGGCACGCAAGUUCAACAUGAAAAUGAUUUGAUUAUUAGGGACUAUUAUUCUUAUUAGUAUUUAUUCCCCCAAUACUGUUUACAAGCAGUUACAGUCUAUGACAUAAAAGGACAUAAAACAUUGGAAUGGGCCUUUGUGCUCGAAAAACAUCAAAAACGAUUAUUUAUAGGACGUUUUAUUGAGACAUGGUUUUGUUAUUGAAACACUACUGUAUGUAUGAGAAAAGGGAAAUAUGUAUAAAUUUGAUAUAUUUCUACUGCUCUUUAUUGUGUGUUUACAUUAUUGUGCAGAGGAAAUCUGAAUUAUUGUGAAAGAUGUCUCAAAACCUUGAAUAGACUGUUAAAAGACCAAGCAACAAAAGCACUCAGUCCCACCAGUCUUUAACUUCUACAAAGUUCUUGCCAACUCCAUCUUUCAUCACUUCAAGGAACUCUGCCCCCUUCAUAAAGGACUUCACCUCUCUGCUCCAUCUGCAACAAUUCAAGCUCCAAACUCAUGAAUACAUAACAACAGGGUGGUGCUCAAUGAAUGCCAAGGACUUGCCAAUAUGUAUUUGAAUAGUUCCAGCUAUAUACUGCAUAUUUAGACUCAUUUACAGUCAGGACUUCAGAGCACUAUUAUGACAGUUUGACAUAAAUAUAGAGGCUCUGCUCGAUGACCUUUUUUGCUGAUGGUGGAUUUGUACAGAGUACAUUAGACACCGAAAGACUCUGCAACACUGCCAACUUGACCAUAAAGCACCAUGUAAUAUCAGUGUCAACGCGAAGCUGAGUGAGAGAGAAGUUACUUCUCAUUGGACACCACAGACAGUUGGUCAAAGCUGAUUUAAACAAAAAUGGGACUUCUACAGGUUAAGCUACAAUUAAAGGACCCAAUGCACAGUCGUGUGGUGACAAAUGGUUGUCUAUUAAGGGCACACUGUACAAUACUCUUACCCUUUUGAUCUGAAAAUACUGUAUGUUAAAGAUAAACGCAUGUACAGAGUUGGCUUCUUACUUUGAAUAACUUGUAGUAUUUGUAAAUUGAACUUGCUGAAGCGAUCAUACUGUAUAGGUAGGACAUAUACUGUAUAAGAUGUAUUAUAUAUUUUGUAAUUAUUGACAUGGAAAUCCUUGUGGUUGUUUAUAGUACUGUUGAGUGAUCAAUCAGAUUUUACUGUUCUACUGUAAUUCUGCUGUUAAAGUCUCUUUUUUCCAAAUCAGUAAUAUCCAUUCCAGUGAUAAACAGAGCUUUUACAGUCUCACCGUAUCAUCAUACCAUCAGAUAGAUAUUGCACUGAGACAAGACCACUCCCUGAGCUCUCACAGCAAAUCACAAAGGGCAUUUACGUCAGGUUUCAGUUCACUUGCCUAUUUUUGGCUGUAAGUGACAGGGGGGAUGCUUGGCUGACCAGUGGGGGGAAAAGUUAAAUGGGUUCUCAUUGGGACCUUGAUGUGUUUUGAGACAUGCUGGGAAAAAUUCUAAUUUGAUAAAGACCUUGCAGACUGGAACAAAGGUCAUAAUGAAAAGGAGGCAGAGAGGAGACGGAGUUGAGCUAUUCUAGGACGACUUAAGUGCUGUAUGACAAAGGGCUGGAUGCUAACUUUUAAAAAUAUAAGCUGCAUAACAUUGUGUAAUAGCUGAUUCAGAAUUAAGAUAUAAACAUUUAAUAUGGGUUCAAGAAAUUAUCCAAUGUUUUACCAUGACUAACAGGGUUUCUGUAUUUCCUCAUACAAAAUACUGUUUUUUCUAGAAAGAAUGUAUAACAAUGUUUUUUUGUUCCAGAUGUUGAGUUGUUGAGGACAACAUUCAUGCACAUGUGUCAGUUUUGGUUUUUGCAUAACAUCAAUCUUAGUUUAAACUGUACCAAAACAAGUCAAUCAAUAGUAAAUGGGAGAAUCAAAUCCAGUUUUCCUCAUAACUUAAGACAUACUUUGGGGAGGGAGAGGAGACAGAUUAACUGCUCAUACUAAUCUAACCUCAGGGCAUAUCCCUUCAUCUGUGGGUUUAGCCUUGGGAACCAGUACCACCAGCUCAGAAAUGAGCUCUCCCUGUUAAGCUUCAACUACUGCACUCCUAACAAUGUUAUUCUGCUGCCAUCUGUGGGUUAUAAAUGGUACUGAAUUUGACACUAUUACUAGAGUAAGAGAGGGUUAGACCUCAUUGAUCUUUACACUUAAUGGGUAACGAGACACUAAAUCAUUUUUAUGCUGUAAAAAUAAUCACACAGGCUUAUGCUGGCAUAUGAUGUCAAUCCAGGUGAGUAAGUAUUAGAAAAUGAUCCAGUAGUAUUAGUGGUGAAAAUUAAGUUCAUGUUACCUCUAAGCGACAACUUAUAAAGUUACCUUUACUCACACAACAAAUUCCUUCUGAUUGGUUACAACAAACAGUAAGAAUUGCAGAAAGAGUCUCAUAUCACCUCAUUUAGUGUGUGUGUUCACCAACAUACACACUGCACAACACAUUAAACAAACUAAAUUCAUAAAUUGAGAUAUGGUGUGUUAAUAAUGUUAAUAAUGAAUUGUGAAUAUGUUCAGGGACUGAUUUGACAUCAGUUAAGCUUCCUCUCUGCAUUCAGAAUUAAUGGUAUUUUACGUCGUCCUUUGCUGAAUUCAUCCUAUAAAUAUGAAAACCAUUGUGUCUGAAACUGUUUUGUAUUGUAUUGUUUUAUAAAAAUGAAGCACACUGUUUAUAAAGCAUGCUAUAUUAUCUGCUAUGAUGAUGUCUUGUCCCCUGUCCCAUUUUUAUAGCAGUCAUCUGGUCUUUCAAUCCUAUUCGUGGCAGUCCAAGAAUCUACAACACACCUGUGACCCCAUCACUGUGAAAUUUACUGUUUCAUUUUACUUUAAUGUACAUUUCUAGGAGUUUGUCCAAUUUGAAUCAGUCCAGUCAGGUGGAUGGAUGUGAUAUCUACACUACUCAUAAAGAUAUACAGUUUAGAAGAAACCACUUCCUGUCAUGAUUUACUUUUGAUAUAGGCAGCUCACUUCAUAUACAGUAUGAGGAGGGUUAUUAUUCUUCAUUUAUACAUGC